CGUUGAUAAAAAGCAAAAGCAAACACCAAGGUGUAUGUAUCAUUGCACCACUUUAUUGUGAGGGUUCAAGUUGACAAGUCCUUGGCGUGCUAUAUAUGGGCGUCUAAGGCAACAAGAAGAAUCAUAGCCACUAUGAAAAAAAAGAAGGGGUGUUUAAGAUGGGAUGAAGCUAAUCUUGCUGAAAUUGAGGCAAAUAAACCUUCAAGGCAAAAGAUUACUGAACCCAAGACACCAUAUCCCCCAAUGAUUGGGGAAGAUGGUUCACUGUCUCCUUUAAGGGACUCUGUUAAUGGAAGCAUUGGCCAUUCUGCACAUGCUGAAGCUCUAAGAAAUGCUUUAAAUGAAGCAGUUUCAAGUCAAAAACAUUGUCAGGGAUGGACAUCAUCAUCUGAAGAUGAGGCUGCAGAUCCCAUGAAGCAAGCUGAAGAUUUUGCAAAGAUAAGGCAUGGCAUGAGCUUUAACGAUCGUAAGAGAGAACAUUAUGACGAGUUCUGGAGGGUGAAAGAGCUCAAGAAAAAGGGAUGCUUGCUGGAGAAUGAGAAUGAUGAGGAUGAUGAUGCAGGCAGAGGGAGGUAUGAUUCAUCUUCUUCGUUUAGUGAUGGGGUGAGAGAAAUACACAUUGAAGGUGAUGAUGAGAGUCAUCGAACAAUAGUCAUUCAUGGAGAUGCUGAGAGUUUGCCUCAAAGACAAAUCCUUCCAUGCUCAAACACUUAGAAUCAAGCCGCCAAAGUUGAAACUAAGUAAUCAGUCAGACCUUUUGUUUGCAUCUAUUCUAAUUCAAUGGGUACACAAUAUAGCACAUUGCAGUCCAACAAAG
Molecule: messenger RNA, 817 nt
Organism: Corylus avellana
Lineage: Eukaryota; Viridiplantae; Streptophyta; Magnoliopsida; Fagales; Betulaceae
Product: protein phosphatase inhibitor 2
Biological process (GO): regulation of signal transduction
Molecular function (GO): protein phosphatase inhibitor activity
Source: RefSeq, a predicted model, not a curated record